AUGAGAGCAUCGCGUAUUUGUGGCCCAAAUUAUGAGUUAACUGAGGAAGCCAAGAAUGAGGUGUUGCUUUCUGUUACCAUGGUAUUGGAACAAGCUCACAAGCCGACAACACUGUGGUGGCUGAGGUAUAUCAUAGAGCAUGCAAAACUAUGUUUUAUGACACAUCGCCCGGAGUGUAAGCCCGUGCUUUAUCAGCCACUAACGAGUACUCCUGCAUUCAUCGGCGCAUCGGCAUCUUUGGAAUAUCGGACCGAAAUCUUGGGGAGCAAUGGACGCCUUGGAUGUGCGUGUGAUGACGACUUCGAGGGACAGGGAGCGGUGUUUUGCCUUUUCGAGCGAGCGAAUAUUCCUAGAUCUGUAAUCGCUGAGAGCAAGAAUUAUUCCAUCAGCGCGUAUGGAGUUGUAACCUCUUCCUAA
Molecule: messenger RNA, 417 nt
Organism: Cylicocyclus nassatus
Lineage: Eukaryota; Metazoa; Nematoda; Chromadorea; Rhabditida; Strongylidae
Source: the annotation of a GenBank genome assembly